AUGGAAGAGAUCCUUACGUUAGUAUUUUAGAAUAUCGAAAUACACCCAUUGAUCAGAUUGGUUCACCAGCGCAAUUACUGAUAGCAGAAGAUUAAGAUCUGUUGUUCCCACAACGAAGUCUCUGUUACAACCUAAAGUCAUUGAUGAAGAUCUAGCGAGUUCGAAGUUAAUAACUAAGAAAACCUUUCAGAAACUGUAUUAUGACCGAGGCUCCAAAGAACUUCCUACAAUAUCACCAGGCGAGCAAGUUCGCAUAAAGCAAGGAAAAAUAUGGAAUCCAGCUGUGGUAACUAGUCAAGCACACACACCAAGGUCAUAUAUCGUGCAAAGUCCAGAUGGAAGCACUUACAGAAGAAACAGGAAACACAUUCUCAAGACGAAAGAAGGAAAUUCACAGUCAUUUGGAAAAGAAGAUUGUGAUGAUCCCAUUAGUCAAAGCAAUGAAGAGAAUGCAGUUGGUACAGAACCAGCAAAUGAUGGUGAUAAUGCAGUAUCUACAGAAGAAACAUCAGAGGAACAAUUACCAGUAACACUUGAUAAACAAUUUAGUGCAUCUCCACUAAAGACUAGAAGUGGAAGAAUAAUUAGGAAACCAAAUAGGUAUAAGGACUAUUAG
Paramuricea clavata is the source of this 616-nucleotide messenger RNA. The record is from the annotation of a GenBank genome assembly. NCBI's taxonomy places the organism in Eukaryota, Metazoa, Cnidaria, Anthozoa, Malacalcyonacea, Plexauridae.